Molecule: messenger RNA, 1208 nt
Organism: Cylicocyclus nassatus
Lineage: Eukaryota; Metazoa; Nematoda; Chromadorea; Rhabditida; Strongylidae
Source: the annotation of a GenBank genome assembly
AACGUCCAUCCGUCCGUGGUAUGGUGGUUAUGGCGGUGGCCACCUACAUACACACCGGUGAAAGAAGUUAUUGCUUACGUAGGCGGAUAUAUCACACAGAAAGUGAAGCUCGAGUGCCAUUUGAGACACCCUAAAGUGGAUGAGCCGAUAUGGAUGGUCUGGCCAUACACUCCCGGGGAGCCAACCUGGAGCAGCAAUCGUUCUCUUUUAUUGAAGAAAGUGGAUUUUAUACAUACUGUUUUUGGAAAACGUGGUUGGGAAUUCGAGGGCGAUGGCAAUAUUUCUAAAGAGGUGAAUUCCUCCGACAGCGGAAAUUACACGUAUAUUGGUGGAUGUCGUUACUACCUUAUGGUUCUGAACCCUUACGAACGUCCAAAAGUGAGCUUGCACUUGGAGUUCCGAGAACGAGCAAGACCAAUGAGAGAAAUUGUCAUAAACUGGACCUUUACGAAUGUAGUACCUAUACUGCAAAGAGAGGUCUCCUUACAAAGUUACGUGGGAAAGAUAGAAGACGAUUCGUUCAAGAAAAAAGACUUUGUUAUCCACGUAAAAACUAAAGAUCUCAAUGGAACGCACACUUACGUUUAUGACCGCAGAAAACAUAGAAACGAAAUAAGGACAGUUGAAGUUGUCCUUCGGUACUUAAAUGGUAGAGAAAUUGAGCAAGUGGGGAGGAAAGAUGUUCAUAUGGGAAACUUUGAGGACAUUGGUAUUAUAGACGGUAGUAUCUAUUUUCAUGAUCUCUUGACUGAGGUAGAAAUUUUUUGGCGUACCAAAGGAUUGAAUUGGACCUUGAAAGAGGAGCCAGUCUAUCUUGUGAGUUAUUGUGCGGAAUCAUCCCGCGAGAUCGAUUUGUACAAGUUGGACUGGAUGGUAGCGCUCGUGUGCGUCAAUUUGACAAAAAAGAAAAUUAGAAUUACAGGUUAAGAGCUGAACAACUUGUUGAAAUUCGUCGCCUACACAUGAUCUCAAUUGAAGAGCAACCUUCGCUUGGUGUUUUGAAGCUUGACUGUUUUCUAUACUGGUAUUUGUUUGAGUUUUGCGUGCCUACGUUAUUCUUUCCCUCUUGUGAAAUUCUUUUUAUUUUCGUGCCUUGUGCAUCAAUAAAUUUUUGCGAGGUAAUCUUUGUUUUGAAAUUUAUUUUUGUUGUUUGUUGCUUGCCUAUAAUUUUUUGAUAUCUUGGUGUUUUAUUUGGCAAUCUGGUGCCC